Molecule: messenger RNA, 2179 nt
Organism: Phalaenopsis equestris
Lineage: Eukaryota; Viridiplantae; Streptophyta; Magnoliopsida; Asparagales; Orchidaceae
Exons: 2
Coding region: 81-584 (167 amino acids)
Source: RefSeq, a predicted model, not a curated record
UCCAAAACCCAAAUCUCACGUGCUUGAUCCCGAUUUUCACGUCUGAAGCCAAUUGACUGGCCAGCAUUCUUUCUCCAAACAUGAGGAUAGCCGUGAUUUCUCCCUUUCCUCCGCUCUCAGCUUCUUUCCCACUCCCCUCUCCGGCGAGAAGCGUCUUCUUUCAUUCUUCGAGGCCCUCAAUUUCUUCGCUUCCCUUAUAUUCUUCUUCUGCUUCUCGACAUGUUCAUCAAUGGGGGACUGAGCUUCAAGAGUUCUUUAGCAGGCGGCAGCCGGUUCUUGGGAGAGUAUCCGGAAUUGUUUCUGGCGUCGCUGACGGUGCUCAGGAGAUUAUUCCGGAGGUUGAGGAUGGACCCAGUGGCAGUGUCAUCUCUGCCCUUCUACUUGCUGCUUUCAUCGGUCUCUCCCUUCUCACAAUUGGGGUGAUCUAUUUGGCCGUUCAGGACUUCCUGCAAAAAAGGGAGAGGGAGAAGUUUGAGAAGGAGGAGGCGGAGAAGAAGAAGAAGGAUGGGAAGAAGAAGAAGGUCAGGGCAAGAGCUGGGCCAAGAGGGUUUGGUCAGAAGAUCGAUGAAGAAGACGAUGAUUAGAGUUUUAGAAGAUGUUGUUCGAACCUCAGCACUGCCAAAAUAUGUACAGGAAACGCCAUGGUCGAAGCUUUUUGUUAUGAAGAGAGUGGAAAUUAUUACUUCAUUUCUUUUCAGUUAAAUUCCACUUUUUGCCAUUAAAAUCUUAACAAUUCAAAGCCUUGAGCUCCAAAAUGAUGAACACCUUCAAUUAACUUUAAUGAUUAACUAAUGUAAAAAUUUUUCAUUCGGCUUCUAGGCUUUUAUAAUGAUAUAACGUUAUCGAGACAUCUUUCAUCACAUCACUGUCAGAACAGUAAAAGCUUCAUCAAAGAACAUUUCCAAAGUAGAGCUGACAGCAACUAAUUCUGAAAAUUGUAUAUCAAACAAAUAUGUGCCAGAUCUAACCAAGGAAAUUCAGCUCCUCGGCUAAACACCAUAUGUAUAUAGGCCUCUCAACAUUUCCAUCUUUUUACACUCACUCUGAGAUAUCUCUCUUACUCGAGUCCUUUCAACAAUUCCUUACAACAUGGAAUUCUUAGUAAAAUAUUGAGGCACUCCAUAAUUAUGUUGUGAUUAUUUGUAUUUGUAUGCCGAGUGAAUUAUCAUUUUGUGGAUCUUCACGUUAAUUUCUUGAUGUUCUUCGACUGUUCUAAUUAUCAUUUCAUGGAUUUCAACGGUUAUGGGUCGACCCAAAAUCUAAUUCGAUAAUCCAACCUAAUAUGAGUCGUGGAAUAGAUUUGGUGCUGAGGUGGAUAAUUACUUAGGGCUUUGAUUGGUGCAUAAUUAAAUUCGCAUUGCAGAAAAUAGGAUUACCGAUUAGAAAUCAAAAAAAAAAAAAAAAACAAACAAAAACAUAAUAAAAUAGUCAAAGGAAAACACAUCGGAAUUUAUGCAAAAAAUCUCGAGAUCGAGAAAAAAAUCACAGAGCCAGACCACACAAAAAGUUCACUAUGAAUGAGAGAAAAGUACAUAUUACAUCACUCAAAUCUUCUCUUUCAAAUCUCUAGCUCUAAAUCUUCUCUUGAUAUCACAAGUGAAAUCGCACGCAUCAAGAACUGUCUCUCGAACUUCACUACUUCUGUAAAAAGCACUUUGAGAUCAUUGCGUGCACAUAUAUAAUCUCAUCGUUCUGAAUCGAGGACUAAAAUAAAUUGUUUUGGCAGCGUAGAUAGCUUAUAAGAGGCAUAAUUAUUUCACACACUUGGCAAGACAAAGUCAAAGAGUCAAACUUGCCACGUGGUUACGCCGUUGUUCGGUUUAGGUACGCCAUUCGACAUAGCUACGCCCAUUUCAGGCAUGUCAACGCCAUGCUCAAGUGCAAGAGCACCUCUUUGAAGGCGUUGGAGUUUUCUCCUUCAGACUACAAGCUCCACACGCCAACAUCUGUGUCAAUCCAAUUUGAAAGUUAUUUGAGAUAAUAUUCACAUCAAGAUCAACCCGAACCAAAUCCGAUCGAUUGAUGUAGAAGAUAUUUAAAAAUAGAACUUUAUAUCAUAACUCAAGUUGCAACUAUUGUGGAAAAAAAUAAAAUGUAGUUGUAUUAAAGCUGAAAAGCUUCUUUCUUUAAAUAAUACUUAUGAUUGCUUCAAAGAAAAGUACUUCUUUGAAUUAUAUCA